Messenger RNA from Cladophialophora yegresii CBS 114405, 489 nucleotides. RefSeq lists its product as uncharacterized. Lineage: Eukaryota; Fungi; Ascomycota; Eurotiomycetes; Chaetothyriales; Herpotrichiellaceae. The transcript has a single exon. The record is from RefSeq and is a predicted model, not a curated record. The coding region runs from base 1 to 489 and encodes 162 amino acids.
AUGCCUUCACGUACCAUACAGGCCACCGGCGUGGCCCGUUCCCGAUCUCCAUCACCAUCGGAGUCUUUCGACAGCACGUUAUCUUCUUCAAGCACACUCUACUCCCCGACCACAGACUCGUCGCCUCCCCCGUCAGCACCGCCUACGGUCGUUGCAACCCCGCCUUCCAUGUACAGCAAUUCAGGCACCCGACCACGGCGGCUGACACCACCCCAAAGACUGCUUGGUGCCAUCGAUGAGGACAGCCCCACUGUGCAACCAGAUCUACCCCUCUCGAGCAGCAAGCAGGACCACCCGGUCGCCAAGCUCCAUGUCUACGCCGCUCUUGUCAACUCGAAACAUAGGACGACUAUCGCAAGGACUGGUGCUCCGCCUACCAACGAUUUUGACAUGGUGACUGGGCCAAAUGGAGAAAAAUUCACCGACUUACGCCUGAACCGGAGGACAGGAGGAAGCAAGGGUUGGAAGAAGUUCAUGUGCUUUGGGUAA